AUGGCCAUCCAAUUCCCAGAGGUUAUGAGCACAUACCGUUCAUGGGUGAUUUCCUCAUUCAUCACCUCGAUUACCUUAGUCACAUUUCUUCCUCGUUUAUCAAUACAACACUCUUACGCUUGGACAGCCCUCGCCUUGUACUUUUUGCACUGGACGGUGUACGGUAUUUACAGCGUGAUCAUCUACCCGCGCUUUGUCAGUCCUCUGAGAAACCUACCAGGGCCAAAAGGAGGUUCAUUCUUCCAUGGCCAGUGGUCAGUCCUGACAGCAGAGCCGUCUGGAAUCCCACCUCGGCGCUGGGCGAACGAGAUCCCUAACGAUGGUCUCAUCCACUAUUUGCAUCUCUUCAACCGCCCUCGCAUACUGCUGACCAGCCCCAAAGCUCUGGCAGAGGUCCUGGUCACCAAAAGCUAUGACUUCAUCAAACCGGAGCUUCUUCGUGCUGGCAUCGGUGCCAUCCUCGGCAUUGGUAUCCUCUUCGCCGAGGGCGACGAGCACAAAGCCCAGCGCAAAAACCUCAUGCCAGCCUUCAAUUUCCGCCACAUCAAACAGCUGUAUCCGAUCUUCUGGUCUAAGUCUCGUGAAAUGGUCCACGCCAUUCAAGCAGAGCUCAAAGCGUCCACCGAGUCCAAACCCUGGAUUGAAGUGGGCGAAUGGGGAAGCCGAGCGACCCUCGACAUCAUCGGUAUCGCUGGCCUAGGGCAGGAUUUCGAGGCGCUGAAAUCUCCCGACAAUGAGUUGAACAGGGUCUACCGAACCGUGUUCCAACCGGACCGCACGGCACAGAUCUUAGGGCUUCUAUCAUUCUUCCUACCGCAUUUCAUCGUCCGCAACCUCCCCGUGAGUCGUAACAACAACGUCCGCGCAGCAUCCCGUGUCGCCCGAGACACAUGCCGACGCCUAGUCGAAGAGAAGAAAAAACGCCUUGCCAACAAAGAGCCUAUGCACCCAGACAUCAUCUCGGUCGCGCUCGAAUCCGGCGGCUUCAGCGACAAUGACCUCGUCGACAACAUGAUGACGUUCCUCGCCGCCGGCCACGAAACAACCGCAUCGGCCUUCAUGUGGGCCACCUACCUGCUCUGCAAGCACCAAGAUGUCCAGAAGCGCCUACGCGAAGAGAUCCACACACACAUCCCUUCCCUGAGCAGCGACGGCGUCAACCACGAAGUCCUCGACAACAUGCCGUACCUGCACGCCUUCUGCCAAGAAGUCCUGCGCGUCUACGCCCCCGUCCCGCUGACGCUGCGCGACGCAGCAUGCGACACGACGAUCCUCGGCCAGUUCGUGCCCAAGGGCACCAAAGUCAUCCUUGCGCCCUGGGCCAUCAACCUCAACACGGAGCUGUGGGGCGAGGACGCAGCCGAGUUCAAGCCCGACCGCUGGAUGGCGCCCGGCCAGGCGAACGCCGGCGGCGCCGUAAGUAACUACGCGUUCUUAACCUUCUUGCACGGCCCCAGGAGCUGCAUUGGCAUGAAGUUCGCGCAGGCCGAGUUUGCAGCGCUGAUUGCUGCGUUUGUGGGGACGUGGGCCAUCGAGAUGGUGGAUCCCGACGAGGAGAUUAUUAUCAAGGGCGGCAUUACCGCGAAACCGAAAAACGGUCUUAGGGUUUACUUGGAUAAGGUCGGGGAGUGGUAA
Exophiala aquamarina CBS 119918 is the source of this 1635-nucleotide messenger RNA. RefSeq lists its product as uncharacterized. Lineage: Eukaryota; Fungi; Ascomycota; Eurotiomycetes; Chaetothyriales; Herpotrichiellaceae. The coding region runs from base 1 to 1635 and encodes 544 amino acids. The record is from RefSeq and is a predicted model, not a curated record. Gene Ontology annotation, molecular function: oxidoreductase activity, acting on paired donors, with incorporation or reduction of molecular oxygen; iron ion binding; monooxygenase activity. The transcript has a single exon.